Messenger RNA from Colletotrichum fioriniae, 462 nucleotides. RefSeq lists its product as uncharacterized. Lineage: Eukaryota; Fungi; Ascomycota; Sordariomycetes; Glomerellales; Glomerellaceae. The record is from RefSeq and is a predicted model, not a curated record.
AUGUCGAGAGCUCUGAAUAAGCACAUCAUUGCUGCCCUUAAACAAGGCGACCACGAGCAAAUCUUCAACGACGUCUCUGGGCUUUUUGCGCAGCCGCAAGAUGAUGGUCUCCUGGAGAUUGAGAUUCUAGGCCAGGGCCAUCCAAUGGGCCCGGACGAGAACUUCCUACGAGACGAGAAUGCAGUUGCAAUUCCCAAGCUGCGUAUCGUCCAGGCCUUUCUCUUCGCCAGACAGAUUCUCCAGAAGCACAAAAUCCAUGAUCUUUCUAUGGUGGGACGUGAGCAGCUGAUGGCUGCAACAAGCGUCCUGCUUCUAAUGGACCCUGAGCACCUCACAGCCGCCAACACCAGGAAGCGUCUUCUUUCUGAUGCGAUCUCCGCGGGUAACACCCCGACUACACCGACACACAAAGUCGCCAACGUUAUGGAACCAUCGACGCUGGCUGUCGGAGCGGUACCGUGA